Hippocampus zosterae (dwarf seahorse) is the source of this 2768-nucleotide messenger RNA. RefSeq names its product disintegrin and metalloproteinase domain-containing protein 17-like. Gene Ontology annotation, biological process: membrane protein ectodomain proteolysis; Notch signaling pathway. The record is from RefSeq and is a predicted model, not a curated record. The transcript has 17 exons. NCBI's taxonomy places the organism in Eukaryota, Metazoa, Chordata, Actinopteri, Syngnathiformes, Syngnathidae. Gene Ontology annotation, cellular component: plasma membrane. The coding region runs from base 207 to 2624 and encodes 805 amino acids. Gene Ontology annotation, molecular function: metalloendopeptidase activity.
ACCCUGCUUCUCCCUACCUUGACUAGCUGCGCGUCUUCCUGGUUUUGUCAACUUCACAGUUUUUUUUCCGCUUUUCUUUUCUCUUACAAGAGUCCAACUGAAUCGGAACACUAAAGACUUGAAAUGUAGACUCACGUCUCCCGUUGAGCACGCCAAAAGUGAACAGACGCUCUGAGAGUUGCGGUGACGUCACCAACAAAAUCAACAUGUUGCUGCUGCUUUUUUUCUUGCUUUUCACGCAAAGUGAAGCCUCCACGCACUCACAAGACCCGCAAUUCUCAUCUCUGAGCGCCAUGUUGGAAGACUUUGACGUGCUGUCGCCGUCCAGCGUGCACGCUCACUCCGUCCGCCGCAGAGACCUGCUCGCCACUCGCGUGGAGAAAGAGAUCAGCUUCCGCGCGCUGCACAGAAACUUCCGUCUGUACCUGAGGACCAACGAGCACAUAUUCACCGAAGACUUUUCGGCGUGGGCGGUGGACGAUGACGGCGAGCAAAACCUGCGCGUGGACCGCCACGCCUUCUUCACCGGACACGUCAUCGGGGAGGAAAACUCGCGCGUUCAAGCUCACAUGGACGAUGGCAAUUUCUCGGCCCGCAUCGUCACGCAGGAGGCGGAAUUUAACAUCGAGCCUCUGUGGAGGUUCACGUGGCCCUCCGACAGCCGUCUGCUGGUCUACCGCUCGGACCACAUCCGAAACCUCAGCCGAGCGCAGCGGCCGUCCGUCUGCGGCUACGUGGACUCUCACUCCAGCCACCUCCUCCCCGAUGGCGUUCGGCACGCCGCCCAGGAAGCCGAUGACGACCAAGAAGAGUGCGCGUGGCGUGCGCGUCGCGACGCGCACCCUCACAGUAAGAACACGUGUCCUCUGCUGCUGGUGGCCGACCAUCGCUUCUUCACGCACAUGGGACGCCGCGACGAGAGCACCACGCUCAACUACCUGAUCGAGCUGAUGGACCGCGUGGACGACAUCUACAGGAACACAUCGUGGGACGACGACUUCUCGGGUUACGGGGUCCAAAUCCAGCAGAUCAUCAUCGAGAAGACGCCGACCGCCGUGAAGCCGGGAGGCGUUCACUUCAACAUGGCCGGAAGUCCCGUGGCCGGGCGAGUCGUGUGGGACGUCAAAAGGCUCCUGGAGCAGUUCAGCGUGGACGUGUCGGAGAAGGCGGCCAACGUGUGCCUGGCGCACUUGUUCACUUACCAGGACUUUGACGAGGGCACGCUGGGCCUGGCGUACGUGGCGCCGGUCAAGGCCGACAUUCCCGGCGGGCUUUGCUCCAAAGGCUGCCCGUCGACCGCCACUGAUGCGGACCCGCGGCGCCUCGUCUAUCUCAACACGGGACUCACCAGCACCAAAAACUACGGCAAGACCAUCCUCACCAAGGAAGCAGACUUGGUGACCACUCACGAGCUGGGUCACAACUUCGGGGCGGAGCACGACCCCGACAACAUCCCCUACUGUGCCCCCCGAGAGGACCAGGGAGGCAAGUACGUCAUGUACCCCAUUGCCGUCAGCGGAGACCACUUCAACAACAAGGUGUUCUCCAAAUGCUCCAAACGUUCCAUCGUAAAGCGUCUCCGCUCUAAGGCGUCGUCGUGUUUCAAGGAACGUACGGUCAACGUUUGCGGGAAUUCACGCGUGGAACCCGGAGAGGAGUGCGAUCCGGGGCUGCUGCACAUCAACUCGGACCCCUGCUGCACCCCCGAGUGCCGCCUCAGGCCGGGAGCACGAUGCAGUGACAGGAACAGCCCGUGCUGCAGGAAGUGCCAGCUGGAGGCCGCGGGUGAGGUUUGCCAGGAGCCCAUCGACGCCACGUGCAAAGGACGGUCCUACUGCACAGGCUCCGGCGCAGAUUGCCCGCCUCCGGAGAACGCUCCGGAUCAAACGCCGUGUCUGGACAGCGGCGAGUGUCAGGACGGCUCGUGCGUCCCCUUCUGUCUCGCCGUCCUCAAACUGGAGCCGUGCGCCUGCAACGAAACCGGCACGUCCUGCAAGGUGUGCUGUCGAGGCGGCGGCGGCGUAUGCGCACCCUAUCGAGAUGCGGAGGGCCAGUUCUUGUUCCUGCGCAAAGGCAAACCCUGCACGGUGGGCUUCUGCGACGGCGCGGGGAAGUGCAUGAAGCAGGUGCAGGAUGUGGUGGAGAGACUUUGGGACUUCAUUGACAAACUGGACAUCGACACCUUCGCCACCUUCCUGGCCGACAACAUGGUUGGUUCCGUGGUGGCCUUCUCGCUGCUCUUCUGGAUCCCCUUCAGCGUACUGGUGCACUGCGUGGACAAGAAGGUGGACCGGCAGUACGAGCAGAACGCCAAGUCGCUCUUCUUUCCCAGCAACGCGGAGCUCCUGAGCAGCCUGGAGUCCGCUUCCGUGCGGAUCCUCAAACCCUUGAACGCACGCUUCCAGGCAUCCAGCCCCGGGCCCCCGGACAGCCCCAGAAUGGCCACCAUCGCCGAGGACGCCAGCGUGGACGAGGCGGCCCUGCAGGAGGCGUUCGGGCGGCCGCGGGGAUCCACGGCGCGUUCCUUCGAGGAUCUGACGCAGCAAAACUUGGCGGCCGGCGUGGCGCCGCCCGCCAAACUGCGGCAUCAGCGCCACGCCGGUGCCAAAGAGACGCCGUGCUGACCCGCUCUUUUGCCUAAAACUUGGAACUCUGUCCGCCAAUCGGAGACCAGAAUAGAACGCGGUGUUAGCAUGUCGCGUCCUGAUAAUGCGGGUCUGCUUCGAGGGCAGCCUCAAUAUACAGGACAGCGUCUCGUGACAGAAUGU